Messenger RNA from Rhodofomes roseus, 3897 nucleotides. RefSeq lists its product as uncharacterized. Gene Ontology annotation, molecular function: zinc ion binding; nuclease activity; DNA-binding transcription factor activity, RNA polymerase II-specific. The transcript has 11 exons. NCBI's taxonomy places the organism in Eukaryota, Fungi, Basidiomycota, Agaricomycetes, Polyporales, Fomitopsidaceae. Gene Ontology annotation, biological process: DNA-templated transcription; regulation of DNA-templated transcription; DNA repair. The record is from RefSeq and is a predicted model, not a curated record. Bases 136 to 3897 code for a protein of 1253 amino acids.
CUUUCCCAGCCAAGCCUGGCUUCCCCAGACUCGCUCCCUAAGCCCGUCCUCCAUCUCCUGACGCCUUAUAGCAGCCUUGCCACCCAGUCCAGGCGUCCCCUUCGCCCCGCCCAUGCACUGCUAGCUCCCGUCCAUAUGGUCAAGAACGCCUCCCGCAUGACUCCAGACAGCGGCACCCCCGGGCCUUCCAACGGCCUGAGGAGAAAAUCAGAGGAGGAGGAUGUCCGUCUUAGCAAAAAGCCGCGCACUCGGGUUAGCUAUUCUUGCGGCGAAUGUCACCGCCGCAAGCAGAAGUGCGAUAGGCAGAUCCCUUGCUCGCAUUGUAUAGCUCGCAAGGUCCCAGAACUAUGCAAGGCCUAUACCCCGGGGAAGACAGAUCAGGACGUCCAUGUCCGUCUCGCCCGCCUUGAACAUAUAGUGGAAACCGCGCUCCCUUCAUACUGGAACCGGAGUCAUAGCCCGGGCACUCCUGACAUUGGCAGCGAGCGGAGACGGUCGUCUUCCCCCAUGGAGGAUGGCAACAGGUCGCAGGCCGAAGAGGAGGAUCCUUGCGGGGGAAUGUUCGAGAGCGGACGUUGGUUUGGCAAAAGCGCUUCGGGAAGCGUCGCUGCACCCGUUGUGCUGGAGCAGCUGCAACAUGUCGAGAAGCUAUCCGCCGGAGACACGUUACCAGCGUCUCAACUUCCGGCAGACAUCUUUCAGCCAGACUCCAAGUUGUUGGCUACACUCGAGCCCCAGAACGCCGCGGACAAGCUCCAGCUAUUGAUAUCCGACUAUGGCUUCUCCCCCACUAGAGUUCCAAAACUCAUUAAUGAACUCCCUCCGCGCCAUCUAUCCGACCGUUUGGUCGACUACUACUUCAGUGCUAUCAAUUGGACUCGCUACCCGAUACCAGAGCGAGACUUCCGCACGGCGUACUCCGCCAUUUGCGCUGAGGGGAUGACGCCCAACCCCAACAAUCUACGGUUCCUCCCGCUACUAUUCGUGGUUCUCUCCAUAGCUAUCCGAUUGGCUCCUGAGCACAUUGGCGGCGACGAGCGCUCGCGCAAGCUGACGUCCUCGCGAUACUAUUGGUCUUCACGCCGCGCGUUGGUCAUCACAGCGGCUAUCCAGCCGGACUGCUUCGAGAUGGUGCUGACUCGCAUGCUGAGCGCCCGGUUCCUCAUUCUCGAUCGCAGAAUGACAGAGUCUUGGAAUCAGCUUGGUGCUGCCGUCCGGACCGCUCAGGCCCUUGGUUUACACCGUGAUGGUGCUGACAUGGGUAUGGACCUUGUACAAGUAGAGAAGCGCCGGCGCAUAUGGUCGCAUCUGUAUCACGCUGACCGGUCAAUAGCUCUGGUGCUCGGCAGGCCAAUAGCGAUCCAAGACAAUUACACUUCUACACAUUCUCCGUCCAACGUCGAUGACUUCGUUACGUCGGAUCUGCGGAAGCCGCUGCCUCUGACUACUCCCACUCCGUCUACGUUCAUGAUCCUACGUCACCAUCUCGCCGGUAUCAUGGGUCGUAUGUCACACCACUUCCAGCAAGUGCGCAGUGCGCACCACUACUCCGACGUCCUUGCCCUCGACGAUGAGCUGCUGAAAUUCAUGCAGACUCUUCCGCCGCACUACGCCAUCGAACCCGACACUUCUCUUGAUCAGUCUCACCCGUACAUACCCAUCCACCGCUUCCUGCUCGUGACUGAAAUCCUUUUCGUGCGGAUCACCCUGAAUAGGCCCUACCUCCUACGCCGGCUAGGCUCGGACCGGUACUUGCGCUCGCGGAGGGCCUGCUUCGAGUCUGCGCUGACUGACUACAGGAUACGCCGGGCAUUCUUAGCCACGACGACUAAGGAAGCUCGGGACCCUAUAGCCAGUGCUUAUCGCGAAUUCCAAUCUGCCAUGAUCAGUGGAAUCUACCUCGUCCUCUACCCACGGGGGAACGACGCCGACAACAUGCACUCGGUCCUGGAUAGCUUCCUGGAAGGCCGCGAGGGGAAGGGAAAGGAAACAGAUGAAACCACUCGGAGGGAAGUGAACAUCAUUCAGUUCCUGAAGGAGCGGUCGACACAGAUGGCGGAGGCUGCCGCGCAUGCUGCUCAGCAGCACGGUGAGGCAUCGAGCUCCAAGAAGCCGAACAUGACCCUUAACCUCCGGGAAUACUUGCAAAAGCCCGCCAUGCACCCUGUGGCACCGUCUGUCGCUGGGCCUUCUCUGUCCUCCGUCCCGUCAUAUCCCAUCGGUACUCACCCUCUCGCCAACCUGCCAUACAUGCCCUCGACUCAUGCCACCGCUAUCCCUUCUCACCUACAACACACCGAAGGCGGCUCAGGCUCGCAAUCAGGGACUGGCAGCCCUCCGGGAGAAAUGGACUCGGAAUCGACCGCCCAGACACUGCUCGAUCAGUGGUGCAACAUCUUCAGCGGCGGACCGACGGACGACUCCACUGGUGCUUCGGCUCGGUUGCCUUGGGGCACACCGGGGUUGACUGACCUGACGGGGUGGCCGUUACCCACGACGCCGAACAUGGGCGCCGAGCCCUUGCCUGGCCUCGACGGGUCGGACUGGAGUUACUGGGAGUCGCUAGUGAACCAGAUCCGCAGUAGUCCCGUGUUAAGUUGCCAUUUUCGUGCUUCAGCACUUUCCUCAUUCGACAUCGCUUGCAGAAUGAGCAAGCGGACCAGAACCGAAAACCGUUCCGCCCCAGAUCAUGAACCCGUCGCGAAGAAGUCUCGUACAGAGGCUCCUUCCUCUGUCGCUCAGCCAACCGCACCAGGGACGAUCAAGAUCCUUUCAUGGAACGUCGAGACACCCGUCCCCUUCCUCGACCUUACCCCGCGGAAAGCAGGACCCUCGUCAGUCAAGCCUGCAAGCAACCUCUCUCUGCUACGUGACGUGAUCGCGAGACAUGGGUACCCGGAGUUUAUCUGCCUACAAGAAGUCCGUGCCCGGCACACGGACAAAGAAUGGAUCGCAUCCCUGAAGAACGCGCCCAACGGGAAGGGUGAUGGACCACAGUACACCACGUUCACGUCGCUCAACCGCGCGCCUCGCGGGCAAAGGCAUUUCGGGGUUGUCACAUAUGCCAAGAACCCAGACGACAUCGCAAACGCGCGGGAGGUCGACUGGGACGCAGAGGGACGUGUCAUGAUCCUCGAGAUGAAGAGCGGCUGGGCGCUGGUGAACGUGUACGCGCUCAACGGGAGCGAGUACAUGUGGAGGGACGCGACGGGGCGGAGCCCGCCGAAGACUCGCAACGAGCGCAAGCGCGAGUUCAACCAGCUGCUCAUGCAGGAGUGCCGGAUGAUGCAGCAGCGGGGCCUGCGACUCGUACUCGUGGGCGACUUCAACAUCUCCCUCACGAAGCGCGACUGCGUCCCUCGGCUGCGAACGGAGUACCCGCAUUCCCUCGCGCGGAAGGAGUUUAUGGACAACAUCAUUGCGGGGCUGGACGUCGUGGACGUGUACCGCACUCUGCAUGGAGACCGGUCUGCGUUGAGCUGGUUCGCGAAGGGCAAGCCUCAAGGGUCGGACGCUGCGCGGGUGGACUAUGCGCUCGUCGAGCGAUCUAUCGCUGACCGCGUCACGGAGUCGGAGUACUUCCAAGACCCUGAGGAGCGUGCCCACAGCGAUCACGCACCGUUCAUCCUCGCGGUGCGGGAUAUGGACAGUCUGCCACCUCCAAUGCUACUGCCUGCACCUUCACAGCAGGAAAUGCAGCCAUCUCUCCCAUCGGCGGAAGCUGCACCGCAACAAAUCUCGCCGACGCAGAGCUUGGCCCCGCCUGGAACGGGCUCCGACGAAGGAUCACAAUCCACUCCCGACUCGGCCAUUGAUCCAUCCUUGCAGAUGGAUCCUCAGGCAUUUGGUCUCCUGGUGGAGCAAGCCGUGGCCGCAUCCACAGCAGCAACGUCCUAA